This is a messenger RNA of Rhipicephalus microplus (southern cattle tick), 1498 nucleotides long. RefSeq lists its product as uncharacterized. Gene Ontology annotation, biological process: regulation of canonical NF-kappaB signal transduction. Gene Ontology annotation, cellular component: cytoplasmic side of plasma membrane; plasma membrane signaling receptor complex. NCBI's taxonomy places the organism in Eukaryota, Metazoa, Arthropoda, Arachnida, Ixodida, Ixodidae. Gene Ontology annotation, molecular function: tumor necrosis factor receptor binding. The record is from RefSeq and is a predicted model, not a curated record.
CAUGCCGGAUCUCGGACGAGUGCACCGUUUUCGCGACCACGCCGUCGCCGGCGUCAACUGGCGACCGACUCGCUUUGUCGACGAUGUGCCCAGUCUGCUCGUAUGCGAUCUCUGUCGCAUGAUUCCCGAGCGGAUGCUGGCGCUGCCAUGUGCGCACACUCUGUGCCAAUCGUGCCACGCAGCCAAUUACAGUGGAGGGUGCUGUCCCUUGGAUCAAGAGCCGUUCGAGGAGGCUAAGCUCUUUGUUCUUCACUUCCCCACCACGAAAUUCAACGCCUUGAAGGUACACUGUUGGAACGAGGCACACGGCUGCCAGUAUGAGGGAGCUGUGGAAGACAUGCUGCGACACUACGAGAACGAAUGCGGGUUCCACGCCGUUGAGUGUAUGCGGUGUGGUGAAGAAGUCCUACACAGGGAACUGUCAACUCACUACGUUACCGGAUGUAGUACCUCUGCUUCUCCCGCGCUCACAGAGAACAUCUCAUCGGAAUCUAGAGCACUCACGUUUCGAGACGUGACGGCUGCUCUCGAACAACUGAAGGCUCUGUUGAGGGACGCCAACCACGAACAGUUGCUUCUUGGGAUUCAGAGUCGACUGGAUGAGCUGACUGAACAUAUCAGGAGCCGUGAUUCGAGGUCGUCCGUGAUUCAGCACGAUGUCGCGGCACCUGCAACGUCAGAGGCAGCUCAAGUUGCAGUACCAAGUCAUUCGACCUCGUCGCAACGAGAGACUUCCCGGGAUAAUCACAGAGUGGAAGCAAGCACGUCAUCUCCUUCGUCCGGUUCUGAGACAGUGAGGACAUCUGGCAAGAUGGGUUACUUUACCAACCUGCCAGUUGCUGUUCUGAAAGACAUGCGAAAACUUUCCUCGGGGGAUUACCCACAGUACGCCGUUACUGAUCGAGGACCUUGGAACCUUUACUGUCACGUAGAGUUAUUAAGUAAGCAAUCCAGGUAUAGACCUACGUGGAGGGGAAUGCAUGGGGGCGUGAGGUAUGAACUGGCCAUCGAAAAUAUUCACGAACGUAUGCUAUCGCAGCGAGACAGCCGAAUCAUUUCAAAGCUGCCCCACGCUGUCUUGUUGGCCCUUCUGGCUCUCGCCCUAGCUGCCUCGGCACAGCAAGCGGCGCCGGCCUCUGAGGCUCUCGCUAACGAGUCCGAGCACGCUCCGCAUAUCAACACGGCUGCACGAGGACUCGGGCGCUUCAACCCAGGCUACGGCGUGCUAGUUCGAGGUUUUCACGCCAAAAGCGGCCGCCGCGUCCUGCUCGGAAGCCACGGAAUCGUUUACGGAAACGGUGUCCACGGAGGCUCCCACCGCCGCGACUACGGCCACGAGCAGACCUACGGAGAUCGCCACAACUUCGGCUUCCUCCUGAAUGCCGGCGCCAACCACGACUACCAACAAGGCCGCUCCGGAAGCGCCUACGAAAACCGGGAUCACGGAUCAGGAGGCAAUGGCUACGAUGUGGACUACCGGGGUGGCUUCCUUGGCUAG